AUGGAGGAAUCUGGGGGUGAAUCUUCCAUUGAACAGCUGACCCAACAACUGGCUGCUCUGACCCAAACUGUUCAAGACCUACAGGGGGGGUAUCAUCAAGUACAGAAUCAGCUGCAGGCUCUCACCGCUGCAGGGGGCCCUCCUGCUUCAGCUGCCACUCCUCCUGACCCUUCCUUGAACCCCGUACUUACUCCACUGAGCGCGCCAAAGUGGGGGUUGCGAUUUCCCUUCUUUUUGGAGAACCCCAGUCCUGGGCUCACUGUCUCCUGGAGCAACGUAGUCCUCUCCUCUGUGACUUUUCAGGUUGCUAUGACAAGUUUGUACGACGAUCCUAAGAGGGCUGAAACCGCUGAGGCCACCUUAAGAACUCUACAGCGGGGCAAGAGACCUGUAGAGGAAUAUGUUUCUGACUUUCGAAGGUAUGCUUCCGACACUGAGCGGAAUGAAGCCGCUCUUAAGCAUCAAUUUCGCCUUGGCCUUUCCAAUUCUUUAAAAGAUGAGCUGGCUCAUGUGGGCACUUACUUUUCCAAGAUUAUCUCCCCCAUCACGGACCUCACCAGCUCCCUUAAAAGUUUCCAUUGGUCUUCUGAAGCACAACUUGCCUUUGACGAGUUAAAAAGAAGGUUUACCACCGCACCCAUUCUUAGACAUCCAGAUCCAUCGCUCACUUUUCCCGUGGAAGUAGAUGCUUCCAAAUCCGCCAUCGGUGCUGUGCUGUCUCAAAGACCAGUUGAUGGGAUGGUUCAUCGUGCCCAGGGGAGUUUUAAGACCUUUGCUGACAGGAAGCUCUGUGGGGGGUGUAGAACCAUGAGGUUACUACAGCUCCUUCCCAUCCUUUGGAAAGGAUUAUUUGUCCUUUUGGUCCUCGGUUUUGUUGUUCAGUUCCUGGGAAAGCGUUUACAGGAAAGCCCCCCUCAGACAUUCACUCUACUGCCCCCAUUCUCCACACCCUCAACACCAACGUGUCAACCAAGCUCUCACAUAGUGUUCCUGAAGACCCACAAGACUGCUGGCAGCACCGUACUGAAUGUGCUUCACCGUUAUGGGGACAGGAACUCACUUACGUUUGCUCUACCCCAGAAGUAUCAGUUCAACUACCCCAGCUUCUUCAAGGUUGACAUGGUAAAAGGAUAUGAUGAAGUUAACAAGACAACGUAUGAUCUCCUGUGCCACCAUAUGCGCUUCAAUCUCCCAGAGGUCAGGAAGCUGAUGCCCGCAGACUCCUUCUACUUCACAAUCCUACGGGAUCCAGCCACCUUGGCAGAGUCUUCUUUCUCUUAUUAUCAUUCGGUUUCAUCUGCCUUUAAGAAAGCCCCCAACUUAACAGAGUUCAUAGCCCACCCUACUCACUACUACAAACCAGGGGAAAAUGGAAACCAAUUUGCCCACAACUUUCAGUGGUUCGACCUGGGACUGGACCCUGACACCCCAUUCAAUGAAUCUCUGGUCAGAGCAGAAGUCAGGAAGAUAGAGAGGACUUUCCAACUAGUCCUACUCUCUGAGUACUUUGAUGAAUCAAUGGUCCUUCUGAAGGAAGAACUGUGCUGGGAUCUUGAUGAUGUGGUGACCUUUAAACUCAAUGCUCGUGAGGCUUCCACACCACUGGAAGAAAGAGAGACAGAGAUGUUGAGGGCCUGGAAUGCCCUAGACUGGUAUCUUUAUGUCUACUUCAACCGUACCUUCUGGGAGAAAGUAGAGAGAUUUGGGAGGGAGAGGAUGGACACAGAAGUUAGGAAGUUGAAAGAAAGAAGACAAGAGCUAGUUGAGAUAUGUCUUGAAGGGUCGAACCCUGUAAGAGCGAAUGAAAUCAAAGAAAAGAGCAUUAAACCAUUCCAGUUUGGCCAGGAGAAGAUCAUGGGGUGGGUGGUGAAAAUGGAUCUUGAGCCAAGCACCCGGGCCUGGUGUGUUCAAAUGGUAACUCCAGAGCUGAGGUACAAGGACAUUCUGGGUGCAAGGCAGUUUCCAGGAGCUGUAUGAAAGGGGCCUAAGGCAGCAGGACCUCAGUGAAGCUUCUAUGGUCCUAAAGUCUCUAGUAGAAUUAAGUCUAAAGCAA
Messenger RNA from Xenopus tropicalis (tropical clawed frog), 2053 nucleotides. NCBI's taxonomy places the organism in Eukaryota, Metazoa, Chordata, Amphibia, Anura, Pipidae. The record is from RefSeq and is a predicted model, not a curated record.